AUGGUCAGAGGUCUUUAUAACGAACAGGCCCAGAUGCCUGGCAUAAGAGUUGUUGCCGGUUCUGGUGGCACAGGCCGGCAACGAGGGGGCGGGGGUGGGGGGGCUGUAGGGGGGUUGGGGAAGUGCAACUCCUCUCCUAGCGCCAAAGGCAUCAAUAAGAUACUAGACAGCGUGGGCAUCGAGGCAGACGAUGACCAGCUCAACAAGGUUAUCAGUGAGGUGAAUGGAAAAAACAUCGAGGAUGUCAUAGGUCAGGGUGUGGGCAAGCUCGCCAGUGUGCUUGCUGGUGGGGCUGCAGCUGUUUCUGCUGCCCCUGGCUCUGCAGCUCCUGCUGAUGGCUCUGCCCCUGCUGCAGGAGAGGAGAAGAAAGAGGAGAAGGAGGAGGAGUCCGAAGAGUCAGAUGAUGACACAGGAUUUGGCUUGUUUGAUUAA
This is a messenger RNA of Acomys russatus (golden spiny mouse), 432 nucleotides long. Its product is annotated as 60S acidic ribosomal protein P2-like. The transcript has 2 exons. The coding region runs from base 1 to 432 and encodes 143 amino acids. Gene Ontology annotation, molecular function: structural constituent of ribosome. NCBI's taxonomy places the organism in Eukaryota, Metazoa, Chordata, Mammalia, Rodentia, Muridae. Gene Ontology annotation, cellular component: ribosome; cytosolic large ribosomal subunit. The record is from RefSeq and is a predicted model, not a curated record. Gene Ontology annotation, biological process: cytoplasmic translational elongation.